Cornus florida is the source of this 1529-nucleotide messenger RNA. RefSeq names its product biotin synthase, mitochondrial. The record is from RefSeq and is a predicted model, not a curated record. Gene Ontology annotation, molecular function: biotin synthase activity; 2 iron, 2 sulfur cluster binding. Bases 155 to 1300 code for a protein of 381 amino acids. Gene Ontology annotation, biological process: biotin biosynthetic process. NCBI's taxonomy places the organism in Eukaryota, Viridiplantae, Streptophyta, Magnoliopsida, Cornales, Cornaceae. The transcript has 6 exons. Gene Ontology annotation, cellular component: mitochondrion.
UCCAUUUUUUUAGUUAACCGGUUAGUAGUGAAGUAGUUGAACCAGCGGCGAUUCCAAGAGACCUAGAGAGAGAAAGUGUGCUCUCUCUCUACAGCCAUUGCAUUUCUUUCUCUUCUAAACUCUACUUUCUCUAUUUAAUCAUUAGUACGAAAGGAUGAUUUUGAUAAGAUCAGUUCGUCCGAAUCGACGGUUCUCUUCGCCGUUGUUGCGGCACCUGCAUUCACUACAUUAUUCAUCGUCGCCUUCACCUGCAGCUGCCGAAGCAGAGCGAACAAUUAGAGAAGGUCUGAGAAAUGACUGGGCCAGAGACGAGAUCAACUCCAUUUACCACUCUCCUGUUCUCGAUCUCCUCUUCUAUGGAGCUCAAGUUCAUAGGCAUGCUCAUAACUUUAGGGAAGUGCAGCAGUGUACUCUGCUAUCUAUUAAGACAGGUGGGUGCAGUGAGGAUUGCUCAUAUUGUCCUCAAUCCUCCCGAUAUAACACUGGUUUAAAAGCCCAAAAGCUUAUGAACAAGGAUGCUGUUAUUCAAGCAGCAAAAAAGGCAAAAGAGGCUGGUAGCACUCGUUUUUGCAUGGGUGCUGCAUGGAGAGACACUGUGGGAAGGAAGACCAAUUUCAACCAUAUCCUUGAAUAUGUGAAAGAAAUAAGGGAAAUGGGGAUGGAGGUCUGCUGCACCUUGGGGAUGCUAGAGAAGCAGCAAGCUUUGGAGCUCAAGAAUGCAGGCCUUACAGCUUAUAACCAUAAUCUUGAUACCUCAAGAGAGUAUUACCCUAAUAUUAUAACAACAAGAACAUAUGAUGAGCGGCUGGAAACCCUCAAGUAUGUUCGCGAAGCAGGGAUCAAUGUCUGCUCAGGAGGAAUAAUAGGGCUUGGAGAAGCAGAGGAGGACCGAGUUGGUUUGUUGCAUACAUUGGCAACGCUACCUACACACCCUGAGAGCGUUCCCAUCAAUGCACUGCUUGCAGUUAAAGGAACACCUCUGGAAGAUCAGAAGCCAGUUGAAAUAUGGGAGAUGAUUCGGAUGAUUGCCACAGCCCGUAUCGUGAUGCCAAAAGCAAUGGUGAGACUGUCUGCUGGCAGAGUUCGGUUCUCUAUGCCCGAGCAGGCAUUGUGCUUUCUUGCAGGCGCAAAUUCCAUAUUCACCGGCGAGAAGCUCCUGACAACUCCCAACAAUGAUUUUGAUGCUGAUCAACUCAUGUUCAAGGUGCUUGGACUUACUCCUAAACCCCCCAGUUUUUCUGACAGCGCAGAUGAUUUUGAAGCAGAAAAUAGUGAGCAAUCUGUUUCCAGUUCAGGUUGAGAUUACCAUAUCAAAGGGUUAUUAUUAUUAUUAUUUUCUUCCCCAUUGUCUGUAAUAUUUUACCUAGGUCAUUUAAUGUUUUUUUUUUCUUCCUAGUUGUACUCACACACACGUCUCUUUUGAGACUUGAACUCCUAACCUCCUUUUGGGAAGUAAGAGGCCGAUACCGCUAGGACACUAGCCCGUUUGUAGGCCAUUUAAUGUUAUAACUAUUGAAUCUCUCUCUCUA